Ruditapes philippinarum (Manila clam) is the source of this 5267-nucleotide messenger RNA. RefSeq names its product monocarboxylate transporter 12-like. Gene Ontology annotation, molecular function: monocarboxylic acid transmembrane transporter activity. The coding region runs from base 175 to 1914 and encodes 579 amino acids. Lineage: Eukaryota; Metazoa; Mollusca; Bivalvia; Venerida; Veneridae. The record is from RefSeq and is a predicted model, not a curated record. Gene Ontology annotation, biological process: transmembrane transport; monocarboxylic acid transport. The transcript has 7 exons.
AUAUAGCAUGAAAAUAGAUACUUAGUAUAUUUACUGUGUGUAUGAAUUAUUUAUAUGCACAGCAGUUAGAUUACUAGCUUUAAUGACCUAAAUUUAGAACAUGGUUAUUUAAAUGUAAUAUUGAUAAGAAAGAAGUGUAAACACAUCCAGAGGAAGACAGGUUUAUCAUACAAGAUGAACACCGGGAACGCGACUUUAGACGGAUCAUUACAUGCAGACGAAAUCAGGACAUUACUGUACAACAAUGAAUCGAAAACAACAGAAUUGAAAAUAAAAAAGAAUGUUGGCGAUUUACUUGAAUUGGAGAAAAGGGAAAAUGUAACUAGUACUGUAUCGCCUGAUGGUGGUUGGGGUUGGAUAGUAGUGCUUGGUUCAUUCUUUGUUCACUUAAUAACUGACGGAUUGUUGUAUUCUUUUGGAAUAUUGUAUAUUGAAUUCUUAAAUCAAUAUGAAGGCAGUAAAGGGGAGACAGCUUGGAUAGGUUCUUUGGCAAUAGGACUUCAGCUUGUAACGGGAGCGAUUGCGAGUGUUUUGACGAACAGGUUUGGAUGUCGAGCUACAACAAUCAUUGGUGCUACAGUAACCUCUCUGGGUUUCAUACUAAGCGCUUUUUCACCAAGUCUUUACUUUCUCUAUUUCAGUUUUGGCAUACUUUCAGGUCUAGGUUUUGGUCUCACAUAUUUACCAGCUGUUGUUAUCGUGGCUCAUUAUUUUGAAAGCAAGCGAACUUUGGCUAUGGGGCUUGCGUCCUGUGGGAGUGGUAUAGGAGCUUUUAUUCUAAAUCCCUUAUCAAAGUAUUUGAUCGACGUUUAUGGGUGGCGCGGAACAUUACUCAUUCAAGCGGGUAUUCAACUUAAUUGCAUUUUGUGUGGAGCCCUAUUUAGACCACUAACAAAACAAAAUCAACCAGUACCUCAAGCUGAAAAUACAGAGCGGAAAUUCUUUACACAAAAAGAAAAUUUUAACGACACAAAUAACAUUUUAGAAACUAAUGAAGUAUCAUCAUUAGAGUUAACACAUUUAGCAAGAAGUCAGCAGAAUGAUACCGAGCAUGAACUCUCCGACAGUGUGAACAGUUUGUGCCAGUACUCUUCUGUAUCUAAGAAAAGACACAGCGGAGAACCAGCUUUUCAUUCAGAUAAACAUGAACAUACUUCAUGUCAUUGCAAAGAUGGACCAUUGCAAACUUGUAUAAGGGAGACCUCUUCUAGUCAUAAUUUCAGUAAAGAUGAGAUAUUGAAGCAUGAAGCGAAAUGUUUAGGACAUAAUCUUUGUAGCAUGAUGUCAAAGUCGUGCAAUUUAUCCCAAUUUAAAAAUAUGAUGUUCAUUGUUUACCUUAUUUCAAACGCUUUAAUAAGCUUCAGUCUUAAUACACCUUUCAUAUUCUUAUAUGAUCGUGCCGUUGAGAUGGGCAUAUACACAGAAAGUGCAAAAUGGUUGGGUUCCAUCAUAGGGAUAACAAAUACCGUUGGCAGAGUGUUUAGUGGGAUUCUUGCUGACAAACUGAAGAUAAAUAAGAUUAUGCUAUUCAGCAGCACAAUUAUUAUUGUUGGCGUUUCAACUACCAUUUGUCCACUAUGCACAAACUUUACUUGGCUUGUCGCCUUCUCUUGCGUGUUCGGACUCUCCUUCGGUAUAUACGUUCCACUUAUGUCUGUUGUGAUUGUUGAUAUCUUAGGAAAGCAAAUGUUAACAAACGCAUUCGGUUUACUUUUGAUGUUUAAAGGACUUGCUAAUCUGAUUGGCCCGCCGUUUGCGGGUUGGCUUUAUGACAAAACAGAAAGUUAUAAUGCAGCUUUCAUUGUUGCUGGGAUCAGCAUAACGAUUGCUGGAGUAAUGUUAGCUUUAGUUAUCUGUGUUACGAAACGCAAGCGUUACGACGGAUGUGAAAGUGAAAUGAAAAUGACUAACUAACGAGAAACAUUUCGUGCAUGCUCUCAUGCACCCACACAAGUGAACAAACGAAAUAUUUUUGCUUAUUUGAUGCCAUCAUACCUGUAUUUAAAUUGCAUCAUUUCUUGAUUGAACUACGAAAUGUUUAUUAUUCAGAGUUAUAAAUGUAAAACUAAUGACCUGAAUUUCUAUAUUCGGGAAUUUUUGCGUCGAUUGUAAAAAAAAAGAUUAUAUUUGUUUGGUUUUAUAGCCUUCACGUGAAAAGGGACUUUUUUAAAUAUGUUUUAUGUGUCUCGUUAAAGCAUGUGGAUAGUACAAUGGACGUUUACGUGUAUGUGACUGUUGGUGAACAUUUCGUUGCGUUUUCGUCUACUCAGAUGUUCUGAUACAUUGACCGACCUAUGCAUCCACCCCUUAUGUUAUCAUACUUCUACUUGUGCACCAGAUGGAACUAUAGGUUUGCCUUCCAGAUAAACGUCUAAUGAUUAGUCCGUCCAAAUCUUAAGCCACAUAAACUAUAUGAAGCGCAGUAUCUUUCUUUGAAAGUUCACCAUUGUUAGCUGGAUUGUCGCGCGCAAAAUUCAGGUGCCAGCGGUUAAGGUCAAGGUCAUAAAUAGGCGUCAAAGUUCAAAUUAAAAUAUGAAAUUGUGUAUAGGGACCAUUUAGUCAUCAUUUAUUGAGGGAUUGUUACACAAAUGGUCAUUGUCAUGACUACAUCGGUGACACUUGUAAUAGGUCAAUAUAUGCAAUUUCACCAUUUUCGUGUUAAAUGUUGAAUUCUGCUUAAGCCGGUGCUAGGGGGCUUGGACGGUAACUUGCACUUUCCAGUACCGUCAAUCAAACCGAGCCUGCAACAUUUUAAAUUUUGUCGCGUUGGACUUUCUUUAGGGAUUCUGUUUUUCUCUAUUUAAUAGAAAUGUUCACCACUUUGAGAAGCUGUGUCGCGCGCAUGAACAGGGCUCAUUUAGAGGUCAUUGAAAAAGCUUGUCCAGAGCAAACCUUCUAAAUGCAGGGAGUGAUUUUAAUUGAAAUUGGCAUAGAUGUGUGGUUUGCGAAAUUCAGGUCCACAUGGUCUAGGUCAAAAAUAGGGGUCAAAGUUCUUAUAAAAAUAUGAAAACGUGUCUAGGGACCAUUUAGUCAUCAUUUAUUGAGGGAUUGUAACACAAAUGGUCAUUAUCAUGGCUACAUAUGAGACACUUGUAAUUAAGGUCAAGUAUGUAUGGUCAAGGUCACUAAAGAUGAUGAAAUAUCUGAACUUUGAUUGGAAUAUAUCUGCUACACGCCUGGAGGAAUUUGAAUGAAACUUCAUAGAAACGUUCACUUCUAUGAGAAGCUAUGGCGCGUCUAUGAACCAGGUCUGUAGGUCAGAUGCCAAGGUCGCACAUACAGAUCAUUCAAAAACACUUGCCUUGAGCAUAAUUUCUACAUGCAUAGACGGAUUUUAAUUUAGCUUUGUACACAUUUUGUGAGGCAGAGUAUCAAGCCCAAAAUUCAGGUCUUUGCGGCUAAGGUCAAAAUCACACAUAGGGUCAAAUUUCAGAUGAAAAAUAGGAUGUGUAUAGGGACCAUUAUGUCAUAAUUUAUUGAGGGAUUAUAACACAAAUGGUUAUUGUCAAGGCCACCGUCAUGAAAUUUGUAUUUUAAGUAAUGUAUCAUGGUCAAGGUCACUUAUGAUAAUGAAAUAUCUUGAUAUUGUCCGGAGCAUAUCUCCUACAUGCAUGAAAGAUUUUUUAUUAUAUUUUAUGGAAAUGUUUACCACCAUGAAUGGGAUCGUUUCAGUUCAUCCAGUUCAAAGGUCAUCAAGGUCACACUUAGAGCUUAUUGCUAUGCAUAUCUUUAAUGCCCACAUGUCCACACUUGACCUGAUAGAAUUGUUUACUAAUGUCUCAUACUUAACCUUACAAAUAAUAUCAUAUCAUUUCUACUUAAUGCUGGCAUAUUAACAGGCAAGUUAACAAUCAAGUAAUUUUAUACAAGAAGUAGCGUACUGACGCAAUUUCAUAUAAAUGAUCGCAUUUUCAGCUGCCUGGUUAUGUUAAGACAUUACGUUAUAUGCUAAUGUUUGGUUUUGUCACGGCAAUGUUUCCUCAUAAAACACCAGUACUGGUUACUUGCAUGAUAACUGUUUCUAAUUAUCACAAUCGAGUUGAGAUAAAUAGGUUAAAAGAAAGUAUGAAUAUACUGCAACAUUGAGGUCGUGCUUAUGCAAAAUAUUUGAUGUAAUGAUUGCAUAGUGAAUGUGCAAUGUAAAUGUAGAUAUGAUUUCACAGUCUAUUUUGUAAGUGUAAAAAGAAAGGAUAACAUAUAUGACAAGCAAAAAAUAAAUAUAAUUAGUCUGCAAUUAUAUUUUUAAUUCAUAUAUAUAAAAAAUGAUGUCGCUGGUCAUAAUGUCAGGUCGAAUAAGCUAUUGACUUGUUCGAAGUUGGUAUAAGUAGUCACAAUCGGGUAGUGAUGUUAAGUCUUACAAUUAAUUAUUUUCAUUAAAUUUGACCGUGUAUUGAGAAUGAAUGCAAUAUUUUUCUGGAUUAUAUGUAUGGUCAUCAAAAAUGUUUUCAGUCUUGCUCUGCAACUUUUCUUACACUCUUUCGCCUCUUAUCGUGUAUUUGCUCAUGUUUAUUUUCCCAAAAUAUGCAUGUUUUGUUAGAUUAUGACCAUCUGCCGUGAACGUUUCAUAUAUCAUUUUUGUCGUAACAUUUUCUUAACAACUUCAUAUGUGCUUUAUAAAAACAGUUUAAACUGGCAUAUGCAUAAUAUUUUGUAACCCUGCUUCUUAAACAUUUCAUUGAGCUAUAGUAUAUCCAAAAAUAAGACAUUGUUUAGAUAGCUUGAGGAAAGCAACAAAUCGUGUCAUUCCUUGUCAUUACUAUGAAAAUCAGGAUUGUGACUUUCAAAGGUGUUCUUGUUUAAAAAAAUGACCAAUGUUGGACAAAAUCCAUCUUGAGUCAUUCACACAUUGUGAUGUUCUGCAUGUGUGUUUCUUAUACUUGAUAAACAUAACAGCAAUGCACCAGACUGAUGUGGACAGAUCAUUAGAUGGGUAUUGUUACACAACGAUGAACAGCAGCAUUUAAAAUAAUAGAAAAGAAAGGCGACACUCUCAAUGAUUUGGAAAAUAAUGCGAAUACAACUGUAUCGCCAGAUGGUGGAUAGGAGGGUAAUGUUUGAUUGCUUAUUUAUCUACUUAAUAACUGAUGGAUUACGUCAGAGAUGUAGAUAUAUGCGUACUCAUUUGGAAUAGGGUACCUUGAAUUCCUUAAUUAUUUUGACAGCGCUAAAGGAGAAACAGACUGGAUAGGUUCAUUGGAAACAGGACUCCAGCAUUUAACUGGUAAGAGGUUAUUGUUAACACUUUUGCGUGUUACUUUUAUUAUCAU